Molecule: messenger RNA, 2928 nt
Organism: Saxophila tyrrhenica
Lineage: Eukaryota; Fungi; Ascomycota; Dothideomycetes; Mycosphaerellales; Extremaceae
Exons: 1
Coding region: 1-2928 (975 amino acids)
Source: RefSeq, a predicted model, not a curated record
AUGUGCUUUCAGCGCUUCACAAGGUACGUCUGCAAUCACGUUAUACUCAUUGAGGAGGAAUGCGGGCGGGCGGCAGGGGUUCCAUUCUAUGAGAAGGUGGCAUGCAGCGAUUAUCAAAGUGAACACAACGUCUCUUCGACGCCAUGCGGUCUCGGGGGCUUCUACUGCAAGUGGACCCCUGACGGCCGCGUGCUUGAAAGCGUCAAUCAACAGCUCGGAGAGUUGCGUCUGCAGCUGGAGCAGGCGCAGGAUGAAGUCGCACAAGCACAGCAACAACACAGGCAAUUCAAUACGAGUGCGGAUGUCUGGGGGCUGUCGCAGGAUCUGCGCUUGCAGCACCCAAGCUAUGCUCAGCUCACUGCGAUUGCGACGAAUGCUCUGCAGAAGCGCGAUGAGCUGGUCGCAAGGCGACAGCAGAGAAUUUUGACGUUACAGGCAGCCUGCCAAUUCUACCGCCAGCGUGAGCAGCGUCUUCAGCAGGCUGGUCUACCAUGGACGCCACCAUUCGAUGAAUUCAUUCAGUACGCCAGGGCAAAACAGCAGGAGACUCUACUUCACCGCGCCCAGCAGCAAGGCCUGCCCUUCGCAACGGGAAAGCAGGCCUUACAGCCUGCGCAACCUUUAUCGGCCAAUAUCCAUAACAUCAGUCAAGCUGCCAACGCAGGGUACACCGCAGUGCGCCCACACCUCAUUGGGGAUGCUCCGUCGCAGGCUACCUCGGCGCCACAACCAGUGCAACCCGCGCAACCAGCGCCAGCAGUCGCAUCGGUGCCGAAGAAGAAAGGCCGGCCAAAGCUGGCCAAGAACUCAGGAAAGAAGCAAGACACGCCCGACUCCGACGCCGGUGGCCUCCGACGCAGUACCCGAACUCGGAACAAGAAGGUUGCGUACGCUGAGAGCUUGGGCUCGUCCAUCAGUUCGCGAGAGCCUUCUCCCGACAAGUCCGAGGCAUCGGUCUACUCGCAGAAGUCGGACCUCUCAGAAUCGCCCACCAAGAAUAUAGCACUGAGGAAGGACCAAGCAGCGAAGCGCACAGAUAGUGCUCGCGGCACCAACACGGCUCCCAAUCUGGGCUCGCUGAUCAAUGACUGGAGCCGCAAGAGCAAAGGUGCUACCCCAGGUCGCCGGCAGCUGCUGCAGGAACCAACGACCGACCAGGACUUUUCGCCCGCCACCCUGAAGGCGCUGAAUGCCGCCAGGCCUCCACCUGGCAUCGACCGACCUCGUCAGAUUCUGCCGGACACAAUGUUGCUCCAACUCCUUGCCAAACCGGACUACAUCAAGCGCAGUGUCCAGGCGAGGGAGCGGGAAGAAAACCAAGCUCGUCAGACUACCGGCCAGUUACCAUCAGCAUCUGCACAAACACAAAUGCGACCACCGACGCGAUAUGGUCCGCCAAGCGGCUCACCUUCUGCCCAAGCUGGCACGGACGAUCAGCAGCAAGCUGCAACGCCUAAUUUCUUGCCUCAGAUGGAUCAUACGUCAUCGCAAGUCAGCCCGUAUGGCAUGCAGCGUCCGGACGUCCAUACCUCGACCACGUUGAAGCCCAUCGACAUGAUGCCUCCUCCACAGGCUCGCCGGGUUGCGUCCGGGCCGCCGAGCUCGUACAAUUUCUCCGGCAACGCUAUGAAAGGCAGCGGGCUAGGCCAGCCAAAUCAGCCAUUCGUACCCACGCAGCAGAAUGCGGACAGCGUUGGCGGUAGCAACGCGAUGAACAAGCCAGAAGAGCAAGCGCAGUCCGCCGCUUCGAUACAGGAUCGACCGUACACCUUCACAGGCACUCUUCCAGCCCCCAACGAAUCGGUGCGUCCGGCCGGAGAUCGCUCGUGGCUGAUCAACACACCUCUGUUCCAAACGCUGAAGACUCUGUCGGACGACAAUAACGCCUUCCUGCAUGCUUCCCGGGCCAAGGGCAGCACUGGCGGUCAACGUCAGGUUCAGGGCAGCGCGGAUCGAUCAGACUCUGUGUUUGACCAGCCUCAGGUCAGCGGUAUGGGGCUUGGGGAGUUCAGCAAUGCUGGCGGCGUAGAGGUAAGUGAAAUGGGUGACAUGAGUGGAAUGGGAAUGUAUGGCAUGGGUGGCGUGACGGGUAUGAGCGGCAUGGGCAACAUGACUGGUUCGACCGACAUGGGUGGCGUGAGCGGCAUGGGUGACAUGAGUCGCAUGGGUGGCAUGGGUGGCAUGGGCUACAUGAGUGACAUGGGAGGAAUGAACGUGGGCAGUGGGCUGGAGGGCGGGUUGGGCAGCAACAAUGACAUGGGCUACGCGGGCUACACGGGUGGGAUGGACAUGGGCAGUGGGUUGGGCGGCGAGACGGAGCCGACGCAGCCAACACCACAUCAUGAUUCCAACAGCCCCACGACCGGCUGUCAAAGCACAACGCCAGCACCAGCUCACAGCUACGAUGACAUGCGCCGCAGCUUCAGCGCAUCAUCGAAGCUCACGCCAGCCUCUGCUUUCGGCAACACGUCUGUCGACGCGGAUCCGAAGAAGCGCCGUCUUACACCUUCAAAUCCAGAUGAAAGCCCGUCGAAGAAGCGCAUGCGCCUUUCUCUGCCGGGUGAGGAAGUAACAAUCCGGGACGGUCCACGCGACAGCUUUCCGAGCGAGUUCAGAGCUUCACCGUCGCAGACAGCAGCGGAUGAUAGCGCGCCUACCCCAGCGCCAAUAUUGAUGCCGAAGGGGAGGGCUCGCAGAUGGGACAUUGGUGGGAACAAGAGCGAUCUCAGCCAGACGUUGGCGACGGAGACGGACACGGGCGAUCUGGCGGGUCAUGAGGAAGGUGGUGAGGAGGUCGUGGGUGAGUUGCCGGAGCAUUUUGUGUCGGAGGUACAGAUGUUUGAGGAGGAGUUUGCCGGGGAGUGGCCAGAGUCGGAGAUUCAUUGGAUUGCUAGAGAGGAAGGAGAGGAUGUUGGAGGGGGUUUCUAG